This is a messenger RNA of Magnolia sinica, 2246 nucleotides long. RefSeq names its product tRNA (guanine(26)-N(2))-dimethyltransferase 2. Gene Ontology annotation, biological process: tRNA N2-guanine methylation. Lineage: Eukaryota; Viridiplantae; Streptophyta; Magnoliopsida; Magnoliales; Magnoliaceae. The record is from RefSeq and is a predicted model, not a curated record. The transcript is spliced from 12 exons. The coding region runs from base 278 to 2056 and encodes 592 amino acids. Gene Ontology annotation, molecular function: RNA binding. Gene Ontology annotation, cellular component: nucleus.
CGCAUGGCGAAGAACUAGGGUUUAAGUAAAACAAAACGCUCCCAACCUUAAAAAUCCUCUCUUCCUCGAAGUAGAAAAACGGAGGGUUUUCUGCUCAACGCAUAUACACUAUUCAUACGGUGUAUGCACUUUUCUUUGCUGCGGUUGCAGCAGCUCUCAGAGACUGAAAACCAAAACCGAAUCUUUCCAAAACAGCAUCCUUCAAAAAACGAAAUCUCUCUCUCUCUCUCUCUCUCUCUCUCUCUCUCUCUCUCUCCUGGUGUUGCUGGAAAACGAGAUGGGAGAAGAAGGAGAAAAGAAGCAGCAGGAGAAGCAGAAGAAGAACCCCCUCUCUACUAAUCCCGACGAUUACAUCAUAAUCAAAGAAGGAGAUGCAGAAAUCCUCAUGCAUUCCAACAACCAAGUCUUCUAUAACAAGACCCAGGUUAACAACAGAGAUAUAUCCAUUGCGGUUCUGAGGACCUUUAUAUCCAAACGCAAAGAGGAGCAUGAGUCAAUGCGGAGGAAAAAAAUGAAAACAGAACAACAGUUAUCCGAAGAGGGUUCUUCUGGACCUGUGCCUGAGGAAGCAACCAUUCCUCAUGAGGAAAAAUCAAAUGGAGAAUGUGAAGUGCAGAUGGAGCCGUCUCAAGAUGAACCUGAUUGCAGCUCAAAAGAACCGUUGAAAACUACGUGGGGAAAGGGACGAGGGGAACUAAAGCCCCCAAGAGUGCUUGAGGCUUUGGCUGCUUCUGGAUUAAGAGCGCUGCGUUAUGCACGUGAAAUAGAAGGGGUUGGUCAAGUUAUAGCAGUAGACAAUGAUAAAGUGUCUGUUGAAGCUUGCAAGAGGAAUAUAAAAUUAAAUGGUUCUGUUGCCUGUUCAAAGGUGGAACCUCAGCUUGCCGAUGCUCGAAUUUAUAUGCUCACACAUCAGAAAGAAUUUGAUGUGGUCGAUCUUGAUCCUUAUGGAUCGCCUUCUGUGUUCUUGGACUCUGCAGUUCAAUCAGUCGCUGAUGGAGGGAUGUUAAUGUGCACAGCCACUGAUAUGGCUGUGCUUUGUGGAGGAAAUGGGGAAGUCUGCUAUUCCAAAUAUGGCUCGUACCCUUUGAGAGGAAAAUACUGCCAUGAAAUGGCUCUUAGGACCCUCCUAGCAAGCAUCGAGAGCCAUGCAAAUCGCUACAAGCGAUACAUAGUUCCUGUCCUCUCCGUACAGAUGGAUUUCUACAUUCGGGUCUUCGUGCGCAUAUUCACCUCUGCAAGUGCAAUGAAGAACACUCCUCUUAAGCUUUCAUAUGUAUACCAGUGUAUUGGGUGUGAUUCUUUCCAUCUGCAGUGUCUUGGGAGGACUGUCACUAAGAAUAACAGCGUAAGGUAUAUGCCCGGUUUUGGUCCUGUGGUUCCUCAAGAUUGCAGUGACUGUGGGAAGAAGUUUAACAUGGGUGGGCCCAUAUGGUCGGCCCCAAUCCAUGACCAAGAGUGGGUAGCUUCCAUAUCAGCAAAUGUUAAGUCUAUGAAGGAUCGAUACCCCGCAUACGACAAGAUUUCAGCUGUGUUAACUACAAUAUCUGAGGAGCUGAUUGAUGUGCCUCUCUUUGUGAGUCUCCACAACCUGUGUGCAACUCUCAAAUGCACCUCCCCAUCUGCAGUUAUGUUCCGUUCUGCAGUUAUCAAUGCUGGAUAUCGCAUCUCCGGCAGUCACGUGAAUCCACUGGGGAUGAAAACAGAUGCUCCAAUGGAAGUCAUUUGGGACAUCAUGCGUUGUUGGGUCAAGAACCAUCCUGUGAAAGCUCAACCAUCAGAUCAAUCAGGAAGUGCCAUCCUGGCUAAGGAACCUACUCUGCAGGCUAAUUUUACAAGAGCGUUCGCCUCCCUUAGCAAAGCACAAGCCAAGAAGGUGGCCCGUUUCCUUCCGAAUCCCGAACGGCAUUGGGGCCCGAAGGUUCGUGCGGGUCGUCAAAUCACAAGCAAGCAUGCUUCUCUGUUGGGUCCACAGAAUAUCAACGAGCCUGCUAGUCAUGAGGGAGAUGAACCGGACCCCAAGCGCCAAAAGACAGAUGAGGCCACACCAGAUUCAUGACGACAUGGUUAGUUUUUUCUAGUUUAAGUUUGUUGCGGGACCCUUCAAUGGAGGGAGAGGUUUUGUUUGUUUUAAGUUAUUUUUCCUAAUCUAUGGUAAGCUCUCUAAACUAUUUAUUUUAUUUUUAAGGAAAUGAUAUAAAUGCGCAUAUUGUAUUCCAAAAAUAUUACAUAAAUGCCCAAUUUGAGUA